GCGGGGCGGCCGCGGAGAGAGGUGGCGUGCGGAAUCGCGCUGGGACCCGCGGACGGACCGACGUGCCGACGGCGGCCCGGGCCCAGCGCGCUGAAGAUGAACAGAGCAGAUUCGCCGAAACCACCUGUUGCUCCUAAACCAAAGACUACCAGUCCACUAACGCCGGUGACCGCACUCAAAUUCCCUUCCUCACCCAGGCCUGAUAGUCUUCACAGUCCAAACUCCAUGUUCAGGGGUCCGAAGCCCCCCAUUGCUCCCAAGCCCAGGCUGGCUGCCCCAAAUGAGUGGAGAGCCAGUGUGUACCUGAAUGACAGCUUGAACAAAUGCAGCAAUGGGCGGCUGCUCUGUGUAGACAGGGGCCUUGACGAGGGGCCCCGGUCCGUCCCGAAGUGCUCUGAGUCGGAGACAGAUGAGGAUUACAUUGUGGUCCCCAGGGCUCUGCUGAGGGAAGACAAACCCACGGAUGUGGGCAGUGUGGGGAACGCAGCCCUGGUGUCUCCAGAGGCCUCUGGGGAAGAGGAAGAGGAGCAUGAGGAGGGAGGCGAGGCAUGUGUCAUGGAUGGGAUGGGAGCUGGAGAGGACUCGGCAGCCCCCGCUGCCCCGGCUGCAGGAGCACUGAGCAGGGAGGGUGAGGAAGGCACAGACCUUCCUCUUGAGGGCGAAGGGGAGGGCUACGCUGAUGAGCCAGGGUCACAGGAGCAGGUGUCCAGAAGUGAGGAGGAAGAGAAACUGGUGCAGCCACACAGGGAGUGCAGCCUGGAGGAUGGUGGGCCUUGGGCUGGAGAGGGGGUCUUCCAGAGUGACCUUCUCCUGCCUCAUGACCAUGGAAAGGAGCACGAGUCCCCCACCACCCCUGGGGAGGCAGAGGAGGAUGGUGAGGAAGGCUGUGCCAGCGCAGACCCAGCGGGCGCAGAUGAGGGUGCAGGUCCUGACAGCCCCACCGAGGACAUGGGACAGGAUACUGAGGAUGCCAGUGAGGAGCCCCCUCAGAAGGAGGAGCCUGCCACAGGGGUCCAGGAGGCAGAGAUGGCCAUGGACUGCCCUGAGCUUCUUGAGGAGGGGUGCGAAAAGGCCAUGGGCAUCACAGGUGGGGAACAGGUUGACCUUGAUGAACCACCUGACCAUGAGGAGAAAACCAGCAAAGAAGUGGCAGCCGCCACCCUGGAGGACCGCACACAGGAUGAGCCUGCCGAGGAGAGCUGCCAGAUCGUCCCUUUUGAGAAUGACUGCGUGGAGGACUUUGUGACUUCCCUCACAGGAAGCCCCUACGAGUUCUUCCCAACUGAGAGCACCUCCUUUUGCAGCGAGAGCUGUUCUCUUUCUGAGUCAGCGAAAGGCUUAGAAUCAGAGCAGGCACCAAAGUUGGGGCUAUGUGCAGAGGAGGACCCUGUGGCAGGGGCAUUGUGUGGCCAGUGUGGUUCCCUGCAGGGUGGAGGAGCAGAGGGUCUCGCAGCCCCUGAUGUGGUGGUCAUGUCAGAGGAGGAGGCGUUGGAUGAUGCAUUGGCCAACCCUUAUGUGAUGGGAGCGAACCUGCCGGGUCGGGCGGCCCCUGGAGAAGGAGGGCAGGCUGCGUCAGACACCCUGGGUGGUUAUGGCUCAAAAGAAGAAAUGAACUGUGAGGCAGAAGGUGGCCUGGUCCCCGGGGACAGGAAGAACACCAGCACGAGGGCCCGGCCCCACUCUGGGAAAGUGGCCGGCUAUGUCCCAGAAACUGUCCCUGAAGAAACCGGACCUGAGGCAGGCCCGUCAGCCCCCGGCACUGGAGGUAUCACAGAGGAUGCAGGAAAGACGCUUUUGUCGUUGGAGGGGAAGCCCCUAGAAGUCGGCAGGGCCUUGCCAGCAAAGCCCAGGGCCUUCACUUUAUACCCUCGGUCGUUCUCUGUGGAAGGCCGAGAGAUUCCGGUCUCCGUGUACCAGGAGACUGAGGGUCCAGGUUUAGAUGACCACAGGAUAAAGAGGAAAGAGGACAACCUCUCUCUGUCAUGUGUGAUUGGCUCCUCUGGGAGCUUCUCCCAGAGAAACCACCUUCCAUCCAGCGGCACCUCCACGCCUUCUUCCAUGGUCGACAUCCCACCCCCUUUUGACCUGGCCUGCAUCACCAAGAAGCCCAUCACAAAGAGCUCUCCCUCGCUCCUGAUCGAGAGCGACUCCCCGGACAAGUACAAGAAGAAGAAGUCAUCCUUUAAGCGGUUCUUGGCGCUGACGUUUAAGAAGAAGACGGAGAACAAGUUGCACGUGGAUGUGAACGUGUCUUCCUCUAGGUCCUCUUCAGAAUCCAGCUACCACGGGCCUUCCAGGAUUCUGGAAGUUGACCGGAGAAGCCUCAGUAACUCCCCUCAGCUUAAGUCUCGGACUGGAAAGCUCCGGGCUUCUGAAUCCCCCUCUUCCCUCAUCUUUUAUAGAGAUGGCAAGAGAAAAGGCGUCCCCUUCAGCAGGACAGUGUCCAGAGUGGAGUCCUUUGAAGACCGCUCCCGGCCACCCUUCCUGCCCUUGCCACUGACCAAGCCACGGUCCAUCUCCUUCCCCAGCGCUGACACUUCGGACUAUGAGAACAUUCCAGCCAUGAACUCGGACUAUGAGAAUAUCCAGAUUCCGCCCCAGAGGCCUGUCAGGGCUGGUGCGUUCACGAAGCUGUUUGAAGAUCAGAGCAGAGCCCUGUCCACAGCAAAUGAAAACGAUGGCUACGUGGACAUGAGCAGCUUCAAUGCCUUUGAGAGCAAACAGCAGAGCACAGACCAGGAUGCGGAAAGCACCUACACAGAGCCCUACAAAGUCUGUCCCAUCUCAUCGGCAGCCCCUAAAGAGGACCUCACGUCGGAUGAGGAGCAGAGAAGCUCAGAGGAGGAGGAUAGUGCUUCAAGAGACCCCAGCCUCACCCACAAGGUGGAAGGACAGUCCAGAGCCCUUGUCAUCGCACAGGAACUGCUAUCUUCAGAGAAAGCAUACGUGGAGAUGCUCCAGCACUUACAUCUGGAUUUCCAUGGAGCUGUCAUGAGGGCCUUGGAUGACAUGGACCAUGAAGGCAGAGACACAUUGGCCCGGGAGGAACUGAGACAGGGCCUGAGUGAACUCCCAGCCAUUUACGAACUUCACCAAGGCAUCCUGGAGGAGCUGGAGGAAAGGCUGUCAAAUUGGGAGAGCCAGCAGAAGGUAGCUGACGUCUUCCUGACCCGGGAGCAGGGGUUUGAUCACCACGCCACUCACAUCCUGCAGUUCGACAGGUACCUAGGUCUGCUCAGUGAGAAUUGCCUCCACUCUCCCCGGCUGGCAGCUGCUGUCCGUGAAUUUGAGCAGAAUGUACAAGGAGGUGGCCAGACUGCAAAGCAUCGGCUGCUGCGGGUGGUUCAGCGCCUCUUCCAGUACCAAGUGCUCCUCACAGACUAUUUAAACAACCUUUGCCCGGACUCCGCCGAGUACGACAGCACACAAGGUGCACUGAGCCUCAUCUCCAAAGUCACAGACCGUGCCAACGACAGCAUGGAGCAAGGGGAAAACCUGCAGAAGCUGGUCCACAUUGAGCACAGCGUCCGGGGCCAAGGGGAUCUCCUCCAGCCAGGAAGGGAGUUUCUGAAGGAAGGAACGCUGAUGAAAGUAACAGGGAAAAACAGACGCCCCCGGCACCUAUUUCUGAUGAACGAUGUGCUCCUGUACACCUAUCCCCAGAAGGAUGGGAAGUACCGGCUGAAGAACACAUUGCCUGUGGCCAACAUGAAGGUCAGCCGCCCUGUGAUGGAGAAAGUGCCCUAUGCUCUAAAGAUCGAGACUUCUGAGUCCUGCCUGAUGCUGUCGGCGAGCUCCUGUGCAGAGAGGGACGAGUGGUAUGGCUGUCUGAGCAGAGCUCUUCCUGAGGACUACAAGGCUCAGGCUCUGGCUGUGUUCCACCACAGCGUGGAGAUACGAGAGAGGCUGGGGGUUAGCCUCGGGGAGAGGCCUCCCACCCUGGUGCCUGUCACACAUGUCAUGAUGUGCAUGAACUGCGGCUGUGACUUCUCCCUCACACUGCGGCGUCAUCACUGUCAUGCCUGUGGCAAGUACCUGAAGGACAGGAUGGCCAAGGUCUGUGACGGCUGCUUCGGGGAGCUGAAGAAGCGGGGCAGGGCUGUCCCAGGCCUGAUGAGAGAGCGGCCUGUGAGCAUGAGCUUCCCACUCUCUGCACCCCGCUUCUCAGGCAGUGCCUUCUCAUCCGUCUUCCACAGCAUCAACCCCUCAACUUUCAAGAAGCAGAAGAAAGUCCCUUCAGCGCUGACAGAGGUGACUGCCUCUGGAGAGGGCUCUGCCAUCAGCGGCUAUCUCAGCCGGUGUAAGAGGGGCAAGCGGCACUGGAAGAAGCUCUGGUUUGUCAUCAAAGGCAAAGUUCUCUACACCUACAUGGCCAGUGAGGUAGUGGUGAUCGGCACUCUCUCCCCUCUGAAAUGACCCCCUGGGGCCUGCACACAUCCUGUCACCUGCAUACAUCCUGUUACCUGCAAGGCUGUCUGCGUCCUGGCUGCUGAGCCAGUUCUCGUAGCAGUCAAGUCUUUAGUGAGCAAUGCCAUGUGCUCAAUGUUGCUGUGGCUACACAAUCACACACCAUUUCAGAAUCUAAGGAAUGUACAGUUUCUUUGUGGAGGUAAAAAGAACAGACUUGCCAACCUGUGGCACAAAGUGUUUAAAUGUCACAGGCCCAAAAUCUAGGACAAAGAUGGGACAAGCCAGCCAUGCCACAAAAGAAAACUCAUUCCUACUCUCUACUUAGAUUGCUCAGGGCAAAAUUCAGCAGUGUGGAAGCUACUCCCUUUUUGUCUGUCCAUUUCUUUUAUAGG
This is a messenger RNA of Cebus imitator (Panamanian white-faced capuchin), 4802 nucleotides long. RefSeq names its product FYVE, RhoGEF and PH domain containing 5 (gene FGD5). Gene Ontology annotation, molecular function: metal ion binding; guanyl-nucleotide exchange factor activity. The record is from RefSeq and is a predicted model, not a curated record. The transcript is spliced from 19 exons. Bases 97 to 4416 code for a protein of 1439 amino acids. Gene Ontology annotation, cellular component: cytoplasm. NCBI's taxonomy places the organism in Eukaryota, Metazoa, Chordata, Mammalia, Primates, Cebidae.